AUGCGCGUCUUUUCCCUCUUCUCGUUGCUCGCCACUGCUGCGUUUUGCUAUGGCCAGUCGGCUACCGUCGUCAUAGGAAACAUCCAACAACUCACAACGAUGUCCAGCAACCUGAACACGGUCGUGUCCAAUAUCAAUGUCGUCAAUGUGCUCAUCCAAGGUCCAAAAGUCGCCCAGGGCUUGAGUGCCAUUAGCAACCAGGUCUACCAGUAUAUCAACCAGAUGGAUAACCCACCUCCAGUCUACGGUGAUGUUGAUGCUGUCGCCGUCGUCGGCGUGCUCAAGACAUUCGUCAAGGUCCACCAGACUCUCCUCAACACGAUCAUCGGAAAGCAUGGCUUGCUCAGCCUGUUCUUCUUCACACAGCCCGUUAGGGUUGCGCUCGUUUCUCUCGAGGCUGCAGUCGACGCCCUCGCCCUCGGUCUCAUCGAUAUGAUUCCGACCCAAGCUCCAGAGGCGAAUGGCCAGUUUGCGUCUCUCAAGAUCACUAUCGACGCCGCGAUAACCGUCUACUCCUAG
Molecule: messenger RNA, 519 nt
Organism: Serendipita indica DSM 11827
Lineage: Eukaryota; Fungi; Basidiomycota; Agaricomycetes; Sebacinales; Serendipitaceae
Source: the annotation of a GenBank genome assembly